AUGUCGCAGCGAAUGCCUGGCCCUGGCUCUGGCUAUUCGUCCACCGUACCGCCACCUAUUCACGCAUACCAACAACAGCAACAGCAACACCCUCCGCCGUCUCUUCCACCUCCACCGCCGGCUCAGCAUCACCAUUCUUCUCAUGCUCCUCCUCCGCCACCGCCGCCUCCGCCAUCUUCUCACUCGCUGUCGUCGCAUCAACACCACGCUCCUCCACCGCCCCAUCACCAUUCUCCUCCGCCGCCCCAUCACCACUCUCAACUUCCGCCAUAUCCUCCAGCUCAAUACCAACAGCCUCAUCCGAGCCAAUACCCCCGACCUCAUCCACUUCCUCCCUCGCGGAACGAUGAACCUCCUCCGCCAUCCUCAGAGUCAUCUCCCAGCGAUCAGCACGAGAAAGCCAAAUACGAACCACCAUCUUUCUCUAAAGUUGAAGAAGGCACAGGCUUGAAGUAUAGUCUCGAUGUACAACAGCAACCCAUACGUGCGCGCAUGUGCGGUUUUGGCGACAAGGAUCGCCGCCCAAUUACGCCGCCACCGUGUGUUCGUCUUGUCAUAAUCGACAGUGACACAGGGAAGGAGGUUGACUACAAUACCCUCGAUCAUGCCAUGUUCGUGCUGUCGGUCGAUCUGUGGGAUAAGGACGGUAUCAAAGAAGUGAACCUUGUCCGAUCUUCAACUGGGCCGGGCUCUGUGGCAUCUUCGAAUAAUUACUCCUAUGCAACUCUCGAGCCUAACACACCUUCUUACCAGCAACAAGCUCUCCCUCCAAGCCGCGAGUCUGGUUAUUCGCAGGGCCAGGGACUGGGGUACGGGCAGGAGUAUGCCCCCCCGAUGCAACAAAACUAUGGGCAAGCACCAUCGUACCCAUCAAACAGUUCAUACGGCCCGCCUCAGCAGUAUUACCCGCGACAUAGCGGCUACAGUGCUGAUCCUCCCGCUCCGUCGGCCGGUGCUCCUUUCCGCAAUGGCUACAGCCAGGAUCAGAGCGCGCUUACCCGAAUGGCGGUGGUGGGAGGUCAGCCCCAGGGAAUGUUCACGAGGAACCUGAUCGGGAGCCUGGCUGCAAGUGCAUUCCGUCUUAAUGACACCGAAAAGAAAGCAGGUAUCUGGUUUGUCCUCCAGGACCUGAGUGUUCGUACUGAAGGCACAUUCCGAUUACGCUUCUCGUUUGUCAAUGUUGGAGGCGGCCCUGGUAAGGCAAAUAAUGUCAACCAAGGUCGAGCACCAAUCUUGGCCUCGUGCUUCAGCCAGGACUUCAGCGUGUAUUCGGCCAAGAAAUUUCCUGGUGUAUGUGAAAGUACACCUUUGAGCAAAACAUUUGCGCUUCAAGGCAUCAAGAUCCCGAUUCGAAAAGAUACAAACAUUAAAGGUGAAGGCGAUGACGAGAUGAUAUACGAUCAGAACUGA
This is a messenger RNA of Fusarium venenatum, 1410 nucleotides long. The record is from RefSeq and is a predicted model, not a curated record. Lineage: Eukaryota; Fungi; Ascomycota; Sordariomycetes; Hypocreales; Nectriaceae.